Molecule: messenger RNA, 6685 nt
Organism: Chiloscyllium plagiosum (whitespotted bambooshark)
Lineage: Eukaryota; Metazoa; Chordata; Chondrichthyes; Orectolobiformes; Hemiscylliidae
Product: disabled homolog 2-interacting protein-like
Biological process (GO): regulation of GTPase activity
Source: RefSeq, a predicted model, not a curated record
UGCCUACUUGACCCGAACUCCCCUAAUGUUAACUUGAUUGGCUCAUUUCCGUACUGCCUUUAACUUAGUAUGGGCCCCAUGUAUUUUUUGAAAACCUGGAAUAGAUUCCUACAGAUUAACUGCUUGCAGAAUAGCUUGUGUUAAUGUUUUAACUUAUGACUUAAUAGAUGGUGGUAAAAUUGAAAUUGUACAAUAAUUUGUCUACAUUACACUUAGCAGUAGGAUAUGAAUGUCUGAUGUAUUUCUUUUACAAUAGUAUAAGCUAUCAUAAUGUGAAUGGAAAAACUCCAGUUCAGGAUUUUAAAAAGCUCAACUUUUGUUCUCUGGUCCAUAGAACGCUAACUGCGUACAGUUUCCAAAUGCUUAUCUUCUCAUAGUGCAGAAGUGUGACUAGCAACAAGCUUGGACAAGCUUGCACUUUAAAAAAGUCCUGUUAUGGAAUAUUGCUACAUGCAUUAACCCUAAUGAAGGGCUCACAGCACUGAGGAAUUUGAUUUGUACAAAGUAAAGAAAUUACUGACAAAGAAACAGUUCACAAAAUGUCAGUUAACAGCAGAAAAACCUCGGGACGUCCAUCCUAUUACUACAGACUUUUGGGCAGGUCACGUCUUCAGAGACAACGCAGUCGUUCCAGGAGUCGCAGCAGACCAGGAAACAGGGAUUCUCCAAUUGAGAGACCUGGCCGGAGACGCAGCAUGCCGGGGAACACUCCCGAGGAUAACCCCACCGUGGAACCACCCACUUCUACAUCCUUUCGUGUGACGGGGUUCCUGAGCCGUCGGCUGAAAGGUUCCAUCAAAAGGACAAAGAGCCAGCCCAAGCUCGACAGGAACAGCAGUUUCCGGCACAUCUUACCUGGAUUUAGGAGCGUGGAGAAUGAAAGAUCACGUCUAAUGCCGAGGUUGAAAGAAUCGCGUUCUCACGAGUCUUUGCUCAGUCCUAGUAGUGCUGUGGAGGCAUUGGAUCUCAGUAUGGAGGAAGAAGUCAUGAUUAAAUCUGUUCACAGUAGUAUCCUAGGUCAAGAUUACUGUUUCGAGGUGACAACUUCAACAGGCAGCAAAUGCUUCUCAUGUCGUUCAGUAGCAGAAAGGGAUAAGUGGAUGGAAAAUCUACGCCGUGCAGUACAGCCAAAUAAGGACAACAGCAGACGGGUAGAGAACCUGCUCAAACUAUGGAUUAUUGAAGCCAAGGAUCUGCCAGCCAAGAAAAAGUAUUUCUGUGAACUCUGCCUUGAUGAUACACUGUAUGCACGGACUACUUGCAAGCUGAAAACAGACAAUGUUUUCUGGGGAGAGCACUUUGAGUUCAGUAACCUGCCCGCAGUCAGAAACAUUACAGUGCACUUGUAUAAAGAGACUGAUAAAAAGAAAAAGAAAGAUAAGAAUAACUACGUGGGUCUGGUGAACAUCCCAAUAGCGACUGUGACAGGACGACAGUUUCUAGAGAAAUGGUAUCCUGUGAGCAUGCCCAACCCCAGCAAGGGCAAAUCAGUGGGGCCAAUGAUCAGAAUCAAAGCUCGCUAUCAGAGCAUGAGCAUUCUUCCAAUGGAGCUGUACAAAGAAUUUGCUGAGUACACUACUAAUAACUAUAUGCUGUUGUGCUCAGUGUUGGAGCCUGUGUUGAGUGUCAAGAGCAAGGAGGAGAUGGCUUGUGCAUUAGUGCACAUUCUGCAAAGUACUGGGAAGGCCAAGGAUUUCUUGACAGAUUUAAUGAUGUCUGAAGUCGAUCGUUGCGGUGACAAUGAACAUCUAAUUUUUCGAGAAAACACCUUAGCAACCAAAGCAAUAGAAGAGUAUCUAAAGUUGGUUGGCCAGAAGUAUCUUCAAGAUGCACUUGGAGAAUUCAUCAAGGCUCUCUAUGAAUCAGAUGAAAAUUGUGAGGUGGAUCCAAACAAAUGCUCAUCAGGAGACCUUGCUGAGCAUCAGAGUAACUUGAAAAUGUGCUGUGAGCUGGCAUUCUGCAAGAUCAUUAACUCAUACUGCGUAUUUCCACGAGAACUGAAGGAAGUGUUUGCAUCAUGGAGACAGGAGUGUAGCAACCGUGGACGUCCUGACAUCAGCGAGAGAUUAAUUAGUGCUUCCCUCUUUCUGCGGUUCCUCUGUCCGGCCAUUAUGUCCCCUUCUCUCUUCAACCUUCUGCAGGAAUACCCAGAUGACCGCACAGCCCGCACUUUGACUUUAAUUGCCAAGGUUACUCAAAACUUAGCUAAUUUUGCAAAGUUUGGUAGCAAAGAAGAGUAUAUGUCUUUCAUGAAUCAGUUCCUUGAACAUGAGUGGACCAACAUGCAGCGAUUCUUACUGGAAAUUUCCAAUCCAGAAACCAUUUCAAAUACGGCGGGAUUUGAGGGUUACAUUGAUCUGGGCCGAGAACUCUCCACCCUACAUUCACUGCUCUGGGAAGUGGUUUCGCAAAUGGAGCAGGCAACUUCAACAAAGCUUGGCCCCUUGCCUCGCAUUUUAAGAGAUGUCAACACUGUGCUGACCAACCCAGGAGCUGUACCUGUGCCAACGACCUCUGACCCAUGCACCUCAACACCAAAUCCCUCCAAUAGCAGCAUAUCGUCAGGCCUGCAGAAGAUGGUGAUAGAUAAUGAAUUUAGUGGUUUAUUAGAUUGUACAAGGUUACCAUCUCCUACCCCAGAAAACAAGGACUUGUUUUUUGUCACAAAGUCCUCUGCAGUACAGCCAUCCCCUGCUCGCAGCUCAAGCUAUUCCGAAGCCAAUGAAGCAGAGCAACAAAUGCCAAAUGGUAACAAGAGCAUAUCAAUGGUUGAUUUGCAAGAGAACCGCAGUUUGGACAGUACAACAAGUGCUCCCAAUACAGGUGAUUCCCUAAAUGACAGUCAAGGAUCCAGUGGGCAUUUACAGACAAUGUGGCCUCCAAGACCUCCUCAAAAUGCAGCGUCAACUGGGGUUGGGAAUGUAGGACGUAAGCCUGGACAAACAGCAAGCACACCUAAUGCAGAUGGCACACCAGGAAGACCACAACUUCUGGCACCAUUAUCUUUCCAAAACCCAGUGUACCAGAUGGCAGCAGGUAUUCUAGUUUCACCACGUGGAGUGGCAGACUCAGGAUCAGAAUGCCUCAGCUCUAUUAGCUCCCACAGCAAUAAUGAAGAACUGACAGCCAACAAAUCCACUUUUCUUAGCCAUACAAGCACAGAAGACUUUACCAGGCGUUCUGGAGAAUUCACAAGAAGACAGCUUUCCUUAACAGAGAAGGUUCCUCAGAAUGUAGUACCACGUCAGAACAGUGCAGGCCCACAACGCCGAAUAGACCAACCUCCACCAACAGCUAGAGGCAGGACACCACCAGCCUUAUUAUUCAACCCCCCUCAGUAUCCAAGGCCUUCCAGUGGAGGUAUUACACCAUCCUCAUCAGAAUGGCCAAGCACUGGCACAAAGCUGCGGCAGCAAUCAUCAUCUUCUAAAGGGGACAGUCCUGAAAUGAAACAACGCACAAUACAAAAACAGGCCCCCUCACCUGCAAAUGCCUUGUCCUCAGUGGACCGUACUGCAGCAUGGCUGAUGAAUAUGAAUAUGCAAUUCAUAGAUGACGAAACAGUGGACCCAGGCUCUAAGCGCAGGGAUGAUGUCAGACCUAAAGAGGAAUUUAGCCAGAUAGAGAAGUAUCAGCAGGAGAUUGCCAUACUUCAGGAUAAACUGAGGGCCUCCAAUCGGAAGUUGGAAGAAUAUGAGGUGCAUUUAAAGAACCAAGAGGAACAUGCACAAAAGAUGAUGCUGGAAUACCAAGCCAGACUGGAGGAGGGCGAGGAACGACUUCGCAGACAACAAGAUGACAAGGAGGUGCAGAUGAAAGGCAUUAUCAGCAGAUUAAUGGCUGUUGAAGAUGAGCUGAAGAAAGAUCAUGCAGAGAUGCAGGCAGCAGUAGACUCUAAGCAAAAGAUCAUUGAGGCACAGGAGAAACGCAUUGUCUCACUAGAUGCAGCUAAUGCCCGACUGAUGAGUGCCCUGUCACAGCUGAAGGAGCGAUACAGCAUGCAAAGCCGCAAUGGCAUCUCCCCGACCAAUCCCACUAAACUACAAAUCACUGAAAACGGGGAAUUCAGAAAUAGCAGCAAUUGCUAGAUUGAUGAUCCAUAACUGCAAAUGACAUUAGUAUGAUGAGUGCUUACAACACAAGAUGUGUUAAAGCACAGGCAACAGUUAGGCUAACAGAGAAACGUGUGUCCAAAUAUCUUUUGAUUAAGUUUGUUUGUUUAUAAGAAGUUCCUUUACAUGGUUACUUGGACAAAGAAGCAUGUUAAUCAGAAAAAAAAUGUAGUAAACCUUGGAAAGUUUCAGACCAACAUGUUGCACUGGAGUACCCCUGUAAUGUUUAAGAUGUGGGGCGUCGAAUCUCAACUUAGCGUGCAGUCGGAUUUCAAAGAUGAAAUUACCAUAACCGUAAAACAGUGCUGAAAAAUUCUGUUUUACACCAGUGCAGAUUCUGUUUGAUUACUCCUGGGCCUCACCAUUUUUAAUGCUCAACUAUAAUAUCCUCAACGUCAAGUGGAUCCGCUGAACAGUUCACCUUGUGAAAUGCCUCAGAGCAGAAACUGGGAAGUUUGGCUAUUACUUUAUUGCCACUAUAAUUAGGUAUACAGACCCUAAUGAAACACCAGUUUUAUAGAAGCUACAGUGCUUUAUUCCCUCGUUAUGUAUCACUUAAUUUACUGAUAAUUAGUAUUUUCCAAUUUUGAACUCCCAUGUGCUUCAGCAGAUGCUUGUUGCUGUUGACACCUCUCUCGCUCAGUGUUUAUAAUCGCACUUUUACCAUGCACAUGAAGUUUUUUUGGGAAUAUGAUUUUCUUAUUUUUGAAGCCUUUUAUAAGGAAAUGCUACAUGUUAAAGUUCAUGGAAACAUGCGGAUUCACAUAUAUUCACCUGGAUUCUACUACUCAACAUGUUCACCGAGGUAAAGCUAUCCUCUAAUUACAGAAGAAUGCUUUGAGGGCUUGAAACUACAACAAGAAAGUUACUAAAUUGAUAUCAGAGUGAGGAUUGCUUUGGGAGGUGCUGCAUAGAAGUUACUUACUGAGAAAGCUUGAUACAACAUGACUUUUUGACUGAAUAAUCGAAAGUGAUACAAAAUACAGCUCCUGAAUCAAAGUGAUAUGUGAAAGAAGCAGAUGGUAGGCUUGUACUCACCAAGUUUGUGAAUCACUACUUUUGGAUGCAUUUAAUAUUUAUUUAAUCUUGUCAGUUAUCUUCAGAAAACUUCUUAAGUUGGUUUUAUUUUCAUUUAUGCACCAUAUUCUUUUAAAAAGUCCUUUAACUAUAAAAGGCUUUUCUGUACAAAUUGAUGGUCUUGGUGCAUUUUCCAUAUUCUGCUGUUCCCAGAGAAACAGAUGGACACUGUUGUUUCAAAAACAAUUCUGAUUUUAAAACUAAACCUUUAAAAUGAUACAGUAAGAUUAGUUCUAUUAAAAUUUAUACUUUGUGUGUGUUUUGUGAGGGUAUUUAAAAACCCAAGAGAAAGAUUAACUUUCCUCCUGAAAAUUUUUACUUUUAACUGUGUCAGUCAAUUUUUGCAUCAGUACUGUGUUAAAAUCCUAUGUAUCUGAAAAACUGUAUAUAGUUAACAUCUGUUUCUGGUACUGCUUGUCUCAAAGUCGCGGCAGAGUGACUGCAUCUUUAACUGCUGUUUAUGUUGUUAAAAAUGUCUGAAAUGCCAGUGGUGGCAAAUUAAAACCACUUUAUAUAGGCAAACAAAAUCACUGUGUGAUUGCAAUCUGUGGUUCUGUAGUUCAAGACCAUUUGUUAUACUUAUUGACUUUUCAGAUUUGCAGCAUCUUAAGUUGCGUUUGUAUUUAGCUACACUGACACAUGACAAGUAUCAUGACUGCACCAGUGAUUCGGUAUAAUAAGCCCACUAGCCAGUUCAGUGGUUUCACAGAGGGGGAGAAAGAGGGAAUAAUUCUGUGUACUGAUUUAAGCACUGCUAUGGAAUGCAAGAAGCCGAAAGGGAAAAACAACAUAACGUCCUGAAAUUCUACACACUAGCAAAAAUAAGACGUGCCAUACAUCCUAUAAACAGCAUAAAACAAGUAAAAUUUUUUAAAUGCACUGCUAAAACCAGAACAUUCCUAGCCAUACCCAUGUAGCAAUUAAACAAAGAUGGCCUUUCUUAGGAUUUAAAAAAUAUUUGUUUGUAGAUGCAUUUAAAAAAGGUUUUAUAAUUUUCAGUUUUUAAAUGCAUGUAACAUACUCUGCAUCUGUAAAAGACCAUGUUGGUAAUUUGAAUUAAACUACACAUUGUUAAUUUUAUUUAUUUUAUAAACUGUGGAGGCCCUUUAAAAAGGUAAAUGUCUAAAAGUCAUAGGUAUCAUUUCUCGGUGUUUCGACUCCUGCGCAGUAAACGGAAAGCCACAGACCUUGAAGUGGUGCUUUCCCAUGUAAAUCACAUUUUAAUGCCUCAAAUCAAAGUGAAAAUUGAUGGAGACAGAGAGAAACGUCUGGGAGAGUUAGAGGCCUGAGUAUGUGGGAGUGUGUGGAGAAGAAAUAGAGUCAUAGAGAUGUACUGCACGGAAACAGACCCUUUGGUCCAACUCAUCCAUGCCGACCAGAUAUCCCAAUCCGAUCUAGUCCCAGUUGUCAGCACUUGGCAUAUAUCCCUCUAAACCCAUCCUAUUCAUAUACCCAUCCAGAUGCCUUUUAAAUGUUGCAAUUAUACGAGCUUCCAU